This is a messenger RNA of Lepus europaeus (European hare), 1148 nucleotides long. RefSeq names its product enoyl-CoA hydratase 1 (gene ECH1). Gene Ontology annotation, cellular component: mitochondrion. The record is from RefSeq and is a predicted model, not a curated record. Bases 35 to 1021 code for a protein of 328 amino acids. NCBI's taxonomy places the organism in Eukaryota, Metazoa, Chordata, Mammalia, Lagomorpha, Leporidae. The transcript is spliced from 10 exons. Gene Ontology annotation, molecular function: delta(3,5)-delta(2,4)-dienoyl-CoA isomerase activity.
CCUGCCGCCGGGUUACUUCCACGACUCGGUCGGGAUGGCGACGGCGAUGGCGGCCACUCGCGGACUCCGCGACCUGCUGAUGCGGCGACUGGCAGCUCCCAGCGGCCCGGGCUUCGGCCUUGGCCUCCGCCCGCUGGGCACCUCCGCCCACGGCGAGGCCCCCAGAGCAGCCGCCUGCGAAGCCCCGGGCCACAGCUACGAGUCCCUCCUGGUGACGGCUGCCCAGAAGCACGUCCUGCAUGUGCAGCUGCACCGGCCCGACAGGAGGAACGCCAUGAACAGGGCUUUCUGGAGCGAGAUGGUGGAGUGCUUCAACAAGAUAGCGCAAGACUCCGAGUGCCGGGCCGUGGUGAUCUCAGGGGCGGGGAAGAUGUUCACGUCAGGCAUCGACCUCAUGGACGUGGGUUCCGACCUCCUGCAGCCGAAAGGAGACGACCCGGCCCGCAUCAGCUGGUACCUCCGUGACCUCAUCCGCAGGUACCAGGAGACCUUUAGCGUCAUCGAGAAGUGCCCCAAGCCCGUGAUCGCCGCCAUCCACGGGGGCUGCAUUGGCGGGGGUGUGGACCUAGUCACUGCCUGUGACAUCCGGUACUGUGCCCAGGAUGCUUUCUUCCAGGUGAAGGAGGUGGACAUAGGCUUGGCUGCCGAUGUGGGGACGCUGCAGCGGCUGCCCAAGGUCAUCGGAAACCGGAGCCUGGUCAAUGAGCUGGCCUUCACCGCCCGCAAGAUGAUGGCUGACGAGGCCCUGAGCAGCGGGCUGGUCAGCCGUGUGUUCCCGGACAAGGAGGUCAUGCUGGACGCGGCCUUCGCCCUGGCGGCCGAGAUUUGCAGCAAGAGCCCGGUGGCCGUGCAGAGCAGCAAGGUCAACCUGGUCUACUCCCGGGACCACACCGUGGCCGAGAGCCUCGACUACAUGGCGACCUGGAACAUGAGCAUGCUGCAGACCCAGGACAUCAUGAAGUCCGUCCAGGCCGCGAUGGAGAAGAAGGACCUCAAAAGCGUCGCCUUCUCCAAGCUCUGAGGGCCUCGCCCUGUGCCUCCCCGCGGGCGGCUCCCCUCCGCUGGGGUGGGGGACGAGCGGGGCCGGGGCGCCGUAGCUGUAAGGUGCUGGCCUCCUCAUCCUCGUGAUCAAUAAAGCCUUGUGAAGA